Molecule: messenger RNA, 2274 nt
Organism: Puntigrus tetrazona (Sumatra barb)
Lineage: Eukaryota; Metazoa; Chordata; Actinopteri; Cypriniformes; Cyprinidae
Gene: ssx2ipa
Product: synovial sarcoma, X breakpoint 2 interacting protein a
Exons: 14
Coding region: 333-2075 (580 amino acids)
Source: RefSeq, a predicted model, not a curated record
AGGAAGGACGGCUCGGCCAAUCAAAUGGCGCAUUGCUGGUUGCUUGACAACAGGCUGGCCAAUGAGAGUCGCGCUUGUUUAUUUAGAAGAACAGAGGUGCGCUUCAAACCGUCAGAAAGCGUCCUGCGCUCCGGGGCGGGUGUCAGAUCCCCGCGCUGCGAUCUCACGGCAUCUUUACACGCUUUGAACGCGGAUCGGUUCCGUGGAGGCGCGGCUGAUGCGCGGUGGCCGAGUGCUAGCCUCUGCCGCUGACCCAGCCGCUCGCGUCCAGCCUUGCAUCUUUAUUUGGAUGAGCAGGACGCUGGAGAACCCCACCCGAGCUGAAGGUUGACAUGGGAGAUUGGUGGACUCCAACUAUGAUGCCAGAUCCAUCUCUCGACACCAAAGAGCUUUCCAGUAUUUCUGGGAUCAGCAUGUCUCCCUCCAGGCAGAACUUGCACCAUUCGCUGCAUUCCUCCAUGGCUCUGCCCAAAUCCUCUUACAGCGUGUUGAGUGCGUUCUGCACCGAGGAGAACAUAUCGCAGUGCGUGGCGUACAUCAAUCAGGAGGUGUGUUCGCUGGGCUUGACCGGAGUGAGUUUAGAGUGGAAGUCAGGCGGUCUGAGCGCCGUGCCGGUUCUGAACCUGCUCUAUGAAGUGCUGCAGCUGCAGAGAAGAGCUCAGCGCGCCCUGCAUGAGCUGGAGACGCAGCAGCUGAAGAACGCCAGUGACCUCGAGCAUCUGCAGCACAGCAACUGUAGACUCAAAGAUCAGCUGGAGCACACCAGGAGAGAGAACUCGGGCCUGCAUGAAGGCGAGAGACAGCUACAGCUGAAGAUCAAAACCUUACAGAACUGCCUCAAGUCUGAGAAAGAGGAGGUGCAGAAACUGCAGAGCAUCAUCUCUAGUCGUGCCACGCAGUACAACCACGACACCAAGCGCCGAGAGCGAGAGUGCACCAAACUGAAGGAACGUCUCAACCAGCUGCUCAUGGACAAGAGAGACAAGAAACUCUCCAUUGAAAUAUCAAACCACGUGGGAAGGUCAGACGGCAAGAGAGGACUCUGGAAGACGGGCAAGAUGGAGGCCAGGCAUGAGGGAGAGAUGUACCGCGCUCUGCUGAGCGAUCACGAGACGCGGCAGAGAUCUCUGAUGAUGGAGAACUCUGAGCUUAAAAAAGUGUUGCAGCACAUGAAGAAGGACAUGAUCGCCAUUCUGAGCCCGAAGAAAGCCUGCGUCAAAACAGAGCCGGCAGACGACAGCCUGGAGCAGGCCGUGUCGGAGGGCGAGGAGGAGACGUGUGAGUCCAGCAGAGAGACUCUGGAGCAGUCGUGUGAACAGGCCCGGGAGCAGCUCACUAACAGCAUCCGCCUGCAGUGGAGGAAGCUCAAGAGCCACAUGGAGAGACUCGACAGCCAAGUGUCGCUGGUGGCGUGUCAGGAGCGCGAGGCUGAGGAGAUGAUGUCCAGGAAGGAGCACGAGGAGGAGAUGCAGCGGAUGAGAAUGGAGCUACAGCAGUGUAAAGAGUUCAUCCACAUGCAGCAGCAGCUUCUCCAGCAGCUGAGCUCGCCGUGUGACGAGGAUACGGCAGCUCUGCUAAACGACUGCUACACGCUGGAGGAGAAAGAGCGUCUCAAGGAGGAGUGGAGACUCUUCAAUGAGCAGAAGAGGAACUUUGAGCGAGAGAGGAAGAAUUUCACUGAAGCUGCUAUUCGUCUGGGACACGAGAGGAAAACAUUUGAAGAAGAUCGAGCCGCAUGGCUGAAGACCCAGUUUUUGAACAUGACUCCGUUUGUAGACCGUAAAAGACCUGCGCUAUCUGAACCUCACAGUUCAUUAUCGGUCGGCACAGAACCCGAGGCCAAACUGCAGUCCACUCCGCCGCUCGUGAACAAGUCCCUGUUCUCCACCCCUAAAGCUGCCCCGCUGAAGAUGCCCUCCACGGCUGACCUCUACCGAACACUGCACCUCGUCCCAGACAGCAGAGGCCAUGGCAAGUGCUCGAGCGGUGAGAUGCUGACGAAGUCACGCUUGCGUAAUUGUCCCACGGACUGCAGUGUCAUCUCGCUGGUCAGAGAUGAGAACAGCCCCAUCUGAUGGCAUGUCAGUGUUACACUGGUCGAACACCACAGAAGAGACACUCCAUUGUUCCAAGCUGUCAUAACAGUUUAGAGUCUUCCGUUCAUCCCUAUCGCGGCAUGACCAACCAGCUGCUCUUUUAUUUCCUCAUCCGAUUUGCUGUGUUGUCCCUUCAGGGAUUUGGGGUCGAAUAAAACAGAUGGUGUGUUUUGCUGGA